Molecule: messenger RNA, 948 nt
Organism: Anolis sagrei ordinatus
Lineage: Eukaryota; Metazoa; Chordata; Lepidosauria; Squamata; Anolidae
Product: UPF0462 protein C4orf33 homolog
Source: RefSeq, a predicted model, not a curated record
CCAUCUCAAAAGCCCAAUUAAUAUUUGGCUCUGAUAAUACAGUCAGUAUAUAAAGGCUGAUAAAUUUUGUCCUGUCUGACAGCUUUUUUAAAAAAUGAAAACUUUAUUUGUGGUAGCUUUUAUAGCUACCUGGUUUGUUGACCCUGUCCACCACUUCAAACUCAGCAGGGAAUAUGAAGUCUACAGUGAUCAUGAGUCAGUAUUCCUCAGGAAUGAAAAACAAGAGGAAGAAUAUAGAAUAAAAUACACCUGGGAUAGUAUACCCGUAAUGCAUGUACCGGUGACAAUAACAUUUAAACCUGGUGAUCAGGGUUUGGUCAUGGAAGUGGACUCCUUAUUCUUUGAUGAUCCUCCAGCUCCACCUGGUGAACCUGGAAAGCCCUUUGAUGGCCUUUGGGAUUAUGAAGUUGUUGAAUCCUUCUUUUUGAAUAGUGCAACAAGAAACUACUUGGAAGUAGAACUCUGUCCGCAUGGCCAACAUCUUGUAUUACGUCUCUCCAGAGGAGAUUGUAUUGAAAAAGAGCUCCCAUUGUCAUUUAAAGCAGAUAUAAACGGGGGCACUUGGAAUGGCACAGCAAUUAUUCCUUGGAGCUAUUUUCCCCCUGGUGUAGACAAGAUGAAUUCAUAUGCAAUUCAUGGAUCUGGGAUUGGAAGAACAUAUGAAGCACUUUAUCCAAUACCACCAAAAGAGAUUGAAGAAGGCCAGGGUCCUAACUUCCACCGUCUAGAAUAUUUCAAAGAUUUCAGUCUAAACAACAUAAUGGGAAAUGACUGGACUCAACCACCAUCAGAUCUGUGGUCAUAACUUCAGAAGCUCCUGAAGUCAAGUCAGUCAACUAUAAGUCACCUGCAAAUUUUUAGAUAUGAAAGAUGGCAUCUUUAAUUGGUUGUAUAUUGUGGUCUUAAUUGGACUGUCAAGUAAAAUAAACAAACCGAUUACUUCUUUCA